AUCGCAUGCGCACGGAGUCAGUUCAAAGAGAUCCGGCAAGCAGCGCGAACGUGUUCUCCACGACAUUAAUCUCCACGUGCAAAUUGCAUUGAAAACAUAAAUUAUCGAAAAUGAGGAGAGGAAUAACAUUAGUCCCGAGAUUGUUUUCCCACUGGUGGGAAACGCUGGAGCAGUCGCACCGGUUGCUCGACCAGCAUUUCGGAAGAGGACUGAGACCGGAACAACUGGUCUCAGCGGUCCUUGAAAGAUCGCCGAACAGGCUGUCACCGUACAGUUUCUAUCAGCCCUGGAUGGAUUGGGAACGAGAUAACGAAAUCGGUCAAUCAAUUGUGAAGAGUGAUAAAGACAAAUUCCGUGUGAUACUCGAUGUCCAACAAUUCAAACCUGAGGAAGUUAACGUGAAAGUCGUCGAUAAUUUCAUCGUCGUAGAAGGAAAACACGAAGAUAAACACGACGAUCAUGGUAUAAUCGCAAGGCACUUCAUUAGGAAAUAUCUAGUACCGGAUCAGUGCGAUCCUGACAAAGCGACCAGCAGUAUGUCCGAGGAUGGUAUUUUAACAAUAACGGCACCGUUAAAACCAGAGGCUAUAGAGAAGAAACGAGAGAAAGUGAUUAAAAUCGAACACGUGAAGAAACAGCAGGCGAUAGAAGAUGAAGAGCCUCAGAAAAUGAAACAGAGUCAAUAGGAACUUAUUAUACACUUGUUGUACACUCGUACAUUUAGUAUUCCUUUUUAUUUUUUACUGCGUUUCUUAAAUUUACUGAUUGUUUGUAGUCUGAUUGUUACAAGUGAGCCUGUGUAUGAAUAAAUGGUGUGUAAUUAGUUAAA
Molecule: messenger RNA, 829 nt
Organism: Ceratina calcarata
Lineage: Eukaryota; Metazoa; Arthropoda; Insecta; Hymenoptera; Apidae
Product: protein lethal(2)essential for life-like
Exons: 2
Coding region: 111-686 (191 amino acids)
Biological process (GO): response to heat; protein refolding
Cellular component (GO): cytoplasm; nucleus
Source: RefSeq, a predicted model, not a curated record